AUGGAGCGGCCGCGCACGCGCACUCAGCAAGGCUCAGGCUGGCCCGGGGUAAAAGGGAGGGGCCACGUGGGAGGUGCCACGUGGGAGGGGCGGGAGGAGAGAAAACUGGGACUGCUGCGCACGCGCGCUCCGUGGCGCUCGCCGGCGCUCAGCCCUGUUCCCGUCAUCCUCCACGCGAGCAGAGGUGCAAAGCGCGAGCUUGAGGUCGUCGCAGCUGCUCCCCGGAUGUGGCUCCUCCUCUUCGGAGUGGAGGAGGCCCGGCAUCGUUUCUUCCUGCGUUUUGUCUGUCAGGCAGUUGGUCAGGAGCCGCUGCUACCCUCAAUAAGGCCCCUCAUUUAUCUGAGCUUCUCUGACCUGCUCCUGGGAAUAUGCUGGCUCAUUGAGGCUCUUCUGUAUGGAACUUCAGCUGCCAAUAAGGACAUCAUCUGCUAUAACCUGCAAGCAGUUGGACAGAUAUUCUACAUUUCCUCAUUUCUCUACACUGUCAAUUACAUCUGGUACCUGUACACAGAGCUGAGGAUGAAACACAACCAGAGUGGACAGAGCACAUCUCCACUGGUGAUAGAUUAUACUUGUCGAGUUGGUCAGAUGGCCAUCAUUAUGUCAAGCCUGAUACCCCUGUUAUUGAUGGUCCCUGUGUUCUGUCUGGGCAAUACGAGUGAAUGUUUCCGCAACUUCAGCCAGAGCCACAGGUGUAUCCUGAUGCUUUCACCACCAUCAGCCAUGGCUGAACUCCUGCCUUCUGCCAACACAUCUGUCUGUAGCAUACUUUAUUUUUAUGGGAUCAUCAUUUUUCUGGCCAGCUUUCUACUCAGCCUCCUCACCAUUGUGGUCUUACUCAUCCAAGCGCAGACACUGUAUAAGAAGUUUGUGAAAUCGACAGGCCUUCUGGGGAGUGAACAGUGGGCAGUGAUUCACAUUGUGGAACAGCGAGUGCGUUUCUACCCAGUGGCCUUCUUUUGCUGCUGGGGCCCAGCUGUCAUUCUGAUGAUCUUAAAGCUGACCAAACCACAGGACACCAAGCUUCACAUGGCCCUCUAUGUUCUCCAGGCUCUAACAGCAGCAUCCCAGGGUCUGCUCAACUGUGGAGUAUAUGGCUGGACACAGCACAAGUUCCACCAACUAAAGCAAGAGACUCGGCGUGAUGCAGACACUCAAACACCAUUAUUAUGCUCGCAGAAGAGAUUCUAUAGCAGAGGGCUAGAACCAUUGGAGCCCACCCUUGCUUUUGCUGCCAACAACUCCACUAUUCUUUGAAACUAUGACACUGAACAUUUAGGAACUAGAAUUAUUCCACACAAAUGGAUUGAAAAGAAUUUAGAGAAAGAUAUCUUAAGUCUUUUAUAACCAUACCCUAAACUGUGGAACUGAAAGGUGAUAUACCCCCUCCUCAUGUAUCGACUUGGUUAGGUUCCAAAGACCAGGUUGUUAUGUAAAAUUGGCAUUAUGUGAAGGUGGAGGCUGUAUUUCUUCCAUUUCAAAUAGUUAUUAUACAGGUCGAUACUAAUCAGUGGGACAGCAGCUUCCCAAUAACUCCAAGAGGCGGAAAAUGUAGGUGGGUACUGUAUGUCCCACUGGUCAUGUUAAUGUGCAAAAUAAUCGGAUAGUAGAUUUGUUACUGUUGCCAUAAAUGUGAAAUUUCAGAUAACGAGAUAGUCAAUAACUGAGGAGAAGGUAUAUAGUGCCAUGGUCUGUAGCUAUUUUGGGUUAAUUGGGCAGGAUAUCUCCAGUCAUUCCCAGAUUCACUAGUGGUUCUUAAAAUCUUCCCUGUUCAGAGAGGUGAAGCCACCUUCCAUCUGAUAGACUCAUAUUACCUCAAGAAUAUUAGAUUUGUU
Loxodonta africana (African savanna elephant) is the source of this 1835-nucleotide messenger RNA. RefSeq names its product transmembrane protein 116 (gene TMEM116). Bases 1 to 1257 code for a protein of 418 amino acids. Gene Ontology annotation, cellular component: plasma membrane. Gene Ontology annotation, biological process: adenylate cyclase-activating G protein-coupled receptor signaling pathway. The transcript is spliced from 9 exons. The record is from RefSeq and is a predicted model, not a curated record. Lineage: Eukaryota; Metazoa; Chordata; Mammalia; Proboscidea; Elephantidae. Gene Ontology annotation, molecular function: G protein-coupled receptor activity.